CGUGUGCGAAAUACGCAUCAGACGGAAAGCGCACGUUAAAUCUCCAAACGACCAAAAUCAAGACCGUAACAAUGAAUUUCAGUGCUAUUUAUAUGGUUGUGGCGUUCGCCUUUCUAAUCGGAGAAGCAACAAUGGCGCCAUCUGGGGAGGAGGGUUGCAAUUGUAACGAAGAUCCUUUUCAGACCAAGACGGGCAAGUCGAUGUUUGCUCUCGACCACUUUUGCAAAACCUUUGCUGAGUUGGGCUUUUCCAAGGCAGAAACGAUACUGACGGAUGCGGUGAACGCACUCGGAAAAUACAACGAGACAAACACCGAAGCAGCAAUGGAAACUGUUCUGCAAAUAAUAGCAGUUAGUCACAUGAAAUACUGCAACGAAGUGGAUGCCGCCAAGAAGGGGAACUAGGACAGGCAUGCUCUUCAGUGUAAACCCGAGAUACCAAGUCAAGUUCUUGAAUUCGUGUUCUUGAAUUUGUAACCUGAAUAAAAAACCAUGCACAUUA
Molecule: messenger RNA, 501 nt
Organism: Haliotis rufescens (red abalone)
Lineage: Eukaryota; Metazoa; Mollusca; Gastropoda; Lepetellida; Haliotidae
Exons: 9
Coding region: 72-404 (110 amino acids)
Source: RefSeq, a predicted model, not a curated record